This is a messenger RNA of Phytophthora sojae, 342 nucleotides long. RefSeq lists its product as hypothetical. The annotation marks the transcript as partial. The record is from RefSeq and is a predicted model, not a curated record. The transcript has a single exon. Lineage: Eukaryota; Oomycota; Peronosporomycetes; Peronosporales; Peronosporaceae.
CCUUCAACGAGUCUCUGGUCCACCAUUUUCAUGAUGCGCGAUGACAGCGCGUUUAUCGUCACAGUUUCGUUACCCGUGCUGCAGUUCAACAUGUUAUUGGCGGCAUUCGGUCGGCACUAUCAGGUGAAGAGUGGCCCAAGUAAAAAGGGAAGGCCAGCCCGUUUGCAAAAUGUGAACAAUAUACUGGCGUGUAUUCUCCAUUUUUACACCGCUGCGGUCGAGCAGAAAACACUUUGUGAGCUAUUUGGUGUACCUCCUGCUACGCUAUCUCGCGUUCUGAAGCUGGCUGAAAACGCGGUGCAGUUGGCUCUAAACGAGGUUCCAGAGGCGCGCAUCGAGUGA